AUGGAUACAAUCAUUACCAGCCUGCCAUCAGACGUCGGGGCCAUUCUGAUGAAGAAUGUCUCGAUCAUUCAGGUCGUGUCCAUGUUUGCGAUCGGCGCAUACAAUGCUUUCGAAACGGCAAUUGUCACCUUCGAUACAUUCAAGCGCUACAGCGGUCUCUAUUUCUGGAGCAUGCAAGUCGCGUCUUGGGGCAUUCUUGUUCAUGCACUGCCUGCCAUGGCUCGGUUUGUCUCUCAAGCAUCUAACCUUUCUACGUCCAUCCCUUUCAUCAUCGGGUGGUACGCCAUGGUCACUGGUCAGGCGGUCGUGCUCUAUUCCCGUCUGGAUCUCGUUGUCCGCCACAUGGAAAAAGUGCGGUGGGUGCUGUGGAUGAUCGUCGGGAACUUUUUCAUUCUUCACAUACCCAUGACCGUACUGUUUUUUGGCCUGAACCAAGGCGACGCACGCUUCGCUCGUCCCGCCGCGAUAUACGAUCGCAUCCAGGUCACCGGCUUCUGCGUGCAGGAUUUCAUCAUCUGCGGCAUUUACAUGUACGAAGCAAUCCGAAUUCUCAAGCCCAUGGUUCAGACCCGAGGUCGCAAUGGGCGGAAUGCCAUCAUCCAUCUGCUCUGGAUCAACAUCAUUGUCGUGCUGUUGAAUAUCCUGCUUCUUCUUACCGAGUUCAAGCUGCAUUACAUUCAAGUGAGCUUCAAGACCGUGGGGUACAGCAUCAAGCUGAAGUUGGAGUUCUCUGUGUUUAAUCGUCUCCGGUCGUUGACAAGCAAUCAAUCCAUUCUAUCUCAGUAUGAGCCCGAAGACUGGCGCAGACCAAGCAAGACAAGUCUGCUCGACAAAAUAUUUCCAUGGGUAUCUGUCACCCCGGAUAGAAGUGUGAGAUCUGAGGCUGGUCAGAUAGAAGCGUCACGAGGCGCGUGUACAGAUUUGACUGAGGGUAGCGUAUGCCCUAGUAGCACUUUGUCCACACGACUCUCGGCCACUUCCUCAAACACUCCGCCUACAGCCUCAUCAAACAGUCUGCCCGCGCUGGAAUUGGGUCUGUCUCAGUUCUCACCCCAUUGGAUGUAUGGAAACAACACCAAAAAUUGGGCAAUUGGUUCAUUUUGA
Molecule: messenger RNA, 1104 nt
Organism: Penicillium odoratum
Lineage: Eukaryota; Fungi; Ascomycota; Eurotiomycetes; Eurotiales; Aspergillaceae
Exons: 1
Coding region: 1-1104 (367 amino acids)
Source: RefSeq, a predicted model, not a curated record